AUGAAGUUUCAAAAAAGUGUUAUUCCGGUUGCCACUUUAGCUGGAUUAGGAUCUGCGUUAAUUAUUCCUGAACUAACCGGUUCUAACGAGUAUGAAAAGAGACCUGAGCGUACAGAUGAUGUUAACAACGGAGAAAGCGUUGUAGCAACGUCUUUUGAAAAAGGACCUAGCAAGGAUGAACUCGCAGUUUUUGCUUCUAAAUUAACACAAGAAGUUCAGGACCGUUUUGCUCCAUUGGUUGUUCCAGAGGACACCCUUGGCGUUUUGGAAAACCGUUACAUUAUUUUGUUUAAGAAGGGUGUUAACCCUCAAGAAAUCGGUUUUCACAGAGAAUUAAUCGAACAAGUUCAUUUGCAAGAGGUUUCUCAAUUACCUGAAGAACAUUCAUUUUUCGAAGGUAUUAGGCUUGAUGGCGUGUACGAUUCACCACUCGGUGGCAUUGACCAUACUUUUGACAUCAACGGUAUGCUGAUGGGUUAUUCUGGUUAUUUCCCAAGCAAAGUUUUAGAUGUUAUUCGUAUGAGCCCAUUGAUUGAAAUGGUGGAACAGGACUCAGUUGUGUACACUCAAAAAGCUGAUACUGAGAAUGGUGCACCUUGGGGGUUGGCACGUAUCUCUCAUAGAGAAAGAUUGAACCUGGGUAGUUACAACAAAUACUUGUACGACGAACAAGGUGGUUCUGGUGUCACCAGUUACGUUAUCGACACUGGUGUUAAUGUUCAUCACAACCAAUUUGGUGGUAGAGCCAAGUGGGGGAAAACCAUUCCUGCCGGCGACCUAGACGAAGACGGUAACGGUCACGGUACCCAUUGUGCUGGUACAAUUGGUUCUUCCACUUAUGGUGUUGCUAAAGGUGCAGAUAUCGUUGCCGUUAAGGUAUUGAGAUCUAAUGGUUCUGGGUCCAUGUCUGAUGUGCUGAAAGGUGUCGAAUGGGCUGCACAAGAUCACCAGAAUGCUGUUAAGCAGAAAAAGCCAGGUUUUAAGGGCUCUACCGCUAACAUGUCUCUUGGUGGUGGUAAAUCGCCAUCUUUGGACCAAGCCGUUAAUGCUGCCGUGGCUGCAGGUCUCAACUUUGCCGUGGCUGCAGGUAACGAAGAUCAAGAUGCUUGUAACACUUCCCCAGCAAGUGCCUCUGGUCCUAUCACGGUCGGUGCUUCCACUUUGAGUGAUGACAGAGCCUAUUUUUCCAACUAUGGUAAGUGUGUGGAUGUUUUUGCACCUGGUCUAAACAUUUUGUCCACUUACAUCGGUUCUGACUCUUCUACUGCCACCUUAUCUGGUACUUCGAUGGCUUCUCCACAUGUUGCUGGGUUGUUGGCUUACUUCUUAUCAUUACAACCUGGUUCUGAUAGUGAAUUUGAUGCUGGUUCUUCAAUUUCUCCAGACCAACUGAAGAAGAAAUUACUUGCAUUUAGCACUAAAGAUGUACUAUCUGAUAUCCCAUCUGGUACCCCUAACCUGUUGAUUUACAACGGUGGUGGUGGUGACCUAAGUGGAUUCUGGGGAUCCAAGGAAGUUGCUCAAGAGUUGGAGUUCAACGAAAAAGUCGAUUUGGAGUUACACGAUUUGGUUGAUGAGUUGGGAUCUAAGACUGAUGCUGUUUUUGGUCAGAUUAGAGGUCUAAUGGACAGACUCGACAUCAUUUAA
Molecule: messenger RNA, 1647 nt
Organism: Zygosaccharomyces rouxii
Lineage: Eukaryota; Fungi; Ascomycota; Saccharomycetes; Saccharomycetales; Saccharomycetaceae
Exons: 1
Coding region: 1-1647 (548 amino acids)
Biological process (GO): proteolysis
Molecular function (GO): serine-type endopeptidase activity
Source: RefSeq, a predicted model, not a curated record